AUGGACAUUCAGAUUCGUCAAUGUUUGACUAAAGCAGAGACCGGGAGAGAUCCUGAUGCUCUGAAGAGAGCAUACCACAUGAUUAAAGGUGAAACUGCAGAGAAGACAGUCUCAGAAACUAAGCGAUUUUGUCCUGAGCUCUACGUGCUCUGUGCCGAACAGGCUCUUCAGUUGGGCAAUGGAGAUAUUGCAGAAGAUUGCCUGAGGAUUUACUUGGAAGGAAAUCCCCCAGCUAACCAGUUCCUAUGUCGGGCCUACCUCUGCCAAGGCCAGCUGUACCCUCCACAGAGCACAGCCAGUGUGGAGGAGGUGGAGAAGGCUCUGAUGUACUUUUUAAAGGCUAUAGAGAUUGUCAGAGACAAGCCCAGAUAUCACUUUCUGGUGUUCAACGCCUCGGUGUUGUACUUCCGGGCAGCAAGGCCACUCCUGAGACCGGGUCAGCGUCGGUACCUGGUCUCCACACUCUCAGAGGUGGUCAGAGUCUUGGACCAAGUUCAGGAGCUGGACUACGAUUGGAGAGCUCAGCUUAUGCUACAGCUUGUUGAAUGCCUUGUAGAUGCUGGGAAGAGCAAGGAAGCCGCCUGCUUUGCGAAGGUCACCUCAGACUUUAUAGAGACUCAUAAACCAGACCUCUAUCCCAAGAUCUUUGCCUUACAGGUGCGGCAUAAGCUGGCUGAUCUCUCCAAAACGUUGAAGAAAGGGAAUCCCAUUUUGUCUGUCAUUUACAAAAUGGAGACUCUUAAACAUACAGUAGAAUUGAAUGAGGUCAAGAAAGAAGACCUAAUGAAGCUGCAAGAGAUUUUCCAGUUGCUGAUCCAGUCGCCUCAAACCCAGACUCCUGGCACAGCCUAUCAGAAUUCCUGCCCUGGGCUUGAUAAUGCCUCUUUCAUCCAUUUGGCCUACAGGACUGAGGUCCUCUUGGAGUUGGCCUUUCUCUCCAUGCAGCUAAACCUACACCAAGUAGCCACAGACUGCCUGGCUGAGAUGAGAGCUUCUGAGGUUUCUAACGUUGGCCAGCGCAUUAUGAUGGAGUGCAUACAGUGUGAACUGGACUUGUACAAGCAGAGAGACAGAAUUGAGGAUUAUUCCAAAAGCAGAGUUGAGGCCCAGUUGAGUGUGAUUAGCAGGUUGGAUGUGUUACUGCAGAGUGCUGUGAGGGAAGGGGACAUUCAGGCCACACAUGCUGUGUGUGCAUCUCAGUGGAAUGUCUGCCUACCCCUCCUCCAGCGCAACCUCCGAAAAAACAUCAAAAAUCAACUAACUCGAGUUGCACAAGCACUGGAGGACACACACAGCGUGCUGCUAGAGAUGCGUUGCCAGUUACAUUCAGAGCUGGCUGCUAUAGAGGAAGAUGAGGAACGUCUGGAGCCGGCUGUGAGACAUCUGCAGAAAGCGCUGGACCUGGACCAGGGAGGCCUGUAUCAUGACCGCCUCUCCACCUCCCUGCACCUCCUCAAACUCCGCUUAUCCCUCUAUAACACCCCGAGCUGCCCAGAGGACGUCGCUGCCAAACUCAUACAGCAGGCAAAGGAAGGGAGUGGUCAUGAGAAGGUGAAGAGACGGCGCCCCAUUCUGGUCGGUGCUGGUAUUGCUUUGGCACCUGACACCUUCCAGAUGGUUCUGGAUGCAGACAGUGAGGCCAAAGUGUUUUCAGGGAGCAGUGGAGAAACCAAAGUAGCUCAGCUUGCAGCCAAGGCCCAGCACCACACUUCCUGCAUGCAGAAGAUUGAAGGCCAUCUGAGCAGACAAGGGAACAGCCGAAAUUACAGGAAAAGGGUGAAGUUGUGGGCGGCCCUUGCAAAAGCCUCCCGGAAACAGGAGGUGUGGGACGUGUGUCGUGCAGCUUGCCGUUUUUGCCUGCUCUAUGACGACAGGCCAUGGACAACUCCCAAAAAGGAGCGCGGCCUAAUUGACUAUGCAGAGAAGGAUUUACUGCGGCUGCUGGCUGAAGUCCACUUCAUUAAUGCUGAGGCAACCGUGCAUAAACUGCGGUCUGAGGGAGUGGAGCUCAAUGGAGCUGCUGUCCUACCUGAUGAAAGAUGGAAACGCGCAUCUGAUGAUGAUCCCCAGUGGAUUCUGUACAGAGACUGGAUCCAGAGCUUGUCUGACUAUGCCACUGCUAAUUUCAUCAGAGGGGCGGAACUGGGAGUUGAGCUCGGUGAGGCAUGGUUGGUGGCUAAUGCGGCUGUUUACCUAUGGAACUACAACAGAGAGCAGCUGGCCAGCAAGGAGUAUCAGCAUCUACUGCCCACAUUCAGCAAGCUGGUGGAACUCCUCAAACAGACAGGCCAUGCAGGGGAGGUAGCACUUCUCGUCCUGUUGUGUAACACUGUUGCUCAGGGUCUUAUCCAGCCCUGUUGUGUCACACCUGGAUCAGCCAAUCAGGAGCAGCAAGACAAGGGAAAGGGUGGGACCCAGCCACAUGCUGAGAAGACUAAGAAAGGCACUGUAAGAGGCACAGAGAAACCUGGAAGUUCCCAUGGCCUACAGCAACUGGACCCUGCUGCCCUGGCAGACACUAAGAAGGCUCUCGAGCUCUGUGACUAUGCUCUGCAUCUUUCCAAUGGGAAUGAAACAAACGUGCCCAUUGCUGUGAGGAAACAGGUCAUUACCACUUGGGUGAAAACAAAACAGCUCCUGCAGCAGCAGAUUGGACAUAAACUGGACACUGAUGAUGAGGGUAAGAACGAAGUAGUGAUGGCCAUGUCACGUGUGUUGGUUGCCGUGGAGAUGCUGCUGUGUAACAGUAAUGUCACACUGAUGGAGUUUACAGUACCCAGUCUGAGUUUGCUGGUGCGCAUGGCCACUGACUGUAAGUGGAGCGACUCUGUGGUGGAGCUCCAUGUUUGGCUUCAGCUGGCUCGUUCUGCCCAUCAGGCUGCUGACCACGACACUGUCAUAACCUGUACCAACAAUGCCCUGCAGCUGGAGCGCUCUGCCACACAAAGGGCAGGGGUCGCAGCCUACGGCCUGUACAAUGUGAGUGCGGUGCAGGAGAUGCUGAGCAGUGUGGCAUGUCUUAGAGGACUGAGCAUGCUCAAUGAAUCCAGUGGCCAUCCACAGAGCUACAGAGCAGCACUGGACAUGCUGCAGUCCAGUGUCAGUUAUGCAGAGAAAGCUGGGAGUUCUUCUCUGUGUGUGGCUGCAGUAACUCAUUACUGGAAUGCCUGUUUGGCUUUACUGAGCACACCAGAAGAGAGACGACAGCUUAGAGAACCUCUGGAGACAAUUCUGAAAGCUAUGACUGUCAUCAGUGCUAAACAGCCCGCUGACAGAAGACAGAAGCACACUGCCCUGAAUGGAACACCCCAAGGACCUGUGACGUCACAACUGGACAUGCAUAGUGAGGGUAAUACGGGGCCUGACCUACCUGUAAAAGCCGGGAUGUACUAUGUACUAUUUCACAUCUAUGAAGACAGGGGUGACUGGAGAAGAGCCCUGCAAAUGCUGGACCAUGCUAUUACGGAGAUGCCACGCAAUAGACACAGAAUGCUCCUGUUAAAGCAGCGAGUGCUGUUGAAAGCUCGGCUUGGAGAGUGUAUGCUGUUGGACCUGCAGAAGCUGAGGGAAGAAAAGGAGGAAUACUUGUCUCUCACAUGGAUUAAAGUGGCAUUGUGUGCCACUGACACCCUACAGCAACUGCAGAGCUAUCAAAACGCCAUUACAGCUCUACAGAGUGUGGAAGGACAGUUACAGAAGGCAGAAUAUCUCCUGGAGUUUGGAGAGUGGCUGUACUAUAACCAUUUCCCUCUGGCUGAUGCGCUGAUGCAGAUUCAUUGGGCCAUAGACAUUCUCCUAUUCAUGAUCCCUGAAACUAAGGAAGAACCAGAGGAGACUGAGGAGGAGGGAGUGGGUGUUGCCUCGGGGAAGGAUCUGUCUCAGGUUGGUGUUGAGAGAGAUGUGUGUAUGCCGUGUCUCUCUGAGCUGAAGGAGCUGAAGCGGCUGGACAAUCUUGUCCGAGCCCACACACUGAUUGCGUUCAUGGAAGACCGGACCUCACCCACAUACCAGCAUAACUUACUCUUGGCCUACACCUUUGUGCUCCAGAUCUGGCAGGUAUCCAUGGCAACAGCACAGGGGAUCAUCAAAGAGAUGAGUAGGAACCCACCAGUUCCUUCCGAUCGGCCCGUGCUCUCAGCCGCGUCCAAAAAAGAGAAGGAAAAAGGCAAAAAGCCUAAAGAGUCUCCUUUGGUGGAGGACAAGCCCAAAGUAAAAGUUCUAGAGUCCGUCCUGCCGUCCUCCCCAGAGGAGUGGGCUCAGUACGAAUGUCCAGAGGAGGUGCGAGAGGUCUUUAGGAGUGACUCCGGAGCUCACUGCAUCAACACCAGGAGCCUGAACGUGCAAACUCGGACACUGUAUUUCCUUGACCUGCUGGUGAGAGAGCUGGAAUCUGCAUCUCUACACCAUUUGACUUUUGUCCCUCUCCAUCUCGCUGAGGUCAUUGCCCAUGACCUGUGCAGGAACGCCAGUCUCUCUGACCUGUACCGUCUCAGAAUAGUCAAGAACUGCUGUGACCUUGGUCUGGAGUCUGCAUCCCCCUACCGUGAGAAAGUGUCUUCCAUUCACGAAGAGGAACAAAUGGAGUGCCAGAACACAGUCAUAGUCCAGCGGGAGAGAAAUGGCUUUCACUCAGAAUCUGGUGCCCACGGCACUUACAAGAGGGCAGUGGAUGACUGCAGUGUGUUGACUAGGAAGCAGGUGAAUGGACUGAGUGUCUGGGACAUCUGGAUGGAUAAAGCUGAUGUGUGUUUGAAGUUGGGCCUGUACCAGUCAGCCGGACACCUUCUCACGCAGUCACAGGUUUUAGUUAAGGAACUCGGAGACUGUAGAGGACUAGCUAAAAGCUUCCUCUUGCAGGCUAUCUUGGCCAAUCAGCAGCAGAAUUAUAGUCAGGCUUUGGCUCUGCUGAAUGAGGCCCAGGAUGUGGGAGGUGAUGAGGAGUUCUGGUACCAAGUUACUCUAGCUCUGCUGGAAGCCACAGUGGGGCAGGGAGGAGAAGACACAUAUACACAAGUGUGUCAGAUUGCAGAGAGAGCCUGCAGUGUUCUCUCAUCAGCACUGGAACAGCGAGGCAACCGGGCUAGGCUUCUUCGCUAUUACAUCGCAUCUAUAGAGACUAAGGCGUCGGCCUGGCGUGUGCAUUUGCUGACUCCUCCAGUGCCUAGCGUGGCUCUGUGUGACCAGUCAAUGGAAAGAUUAACCUCAGUCACCCUCACACUUCAGUACUGCUCUGCCCAACUGCUGCAGCUGGGCUACACAACACAGGCCGCAGAGGCUGUCUACCAGCAGGCACAGACGCUCAGGCUACUGGCCGUGCACACAUCUGAUAAGGAAGAGAAACAGCGCCACCUACUGGAGUGCCUCUCCCUCCUGCAGCAGGCUGUGUCCCUACAGGAGGGUGUGCUUUUCCAUACCCUGAGUGUGUUCACACCUCAGCAGGCUGGGGAUGUUAGCCUGCCAGCUGAGAGAGUGUGUGUGCGGUUCAGAUUGACUCUGGUUGACUUGGCUUUGUUCUUAUUGGAGCUGUGGUGUGUUGAGAAGAAGCAGCGUGCUCAAUCCCUGGACAGAAAGCCGUCCCUCCAGAGAGCAGUGGAGGAGUACAUUAUGAGCAGUGCUGAUCUAAGCCCACUGGAACAGGAGUGGCGGAGUGUGUGUCAUACACUAGGACAGGUGAUCCUGACUCAGCUCUGCACCGUCAACACACACUCUCGCUCUUGUGCAAAGACCAGGGCCCGCGUGCUUGGAAUGAUGGGAAAAUGUCUGAGGCUGCUGGCCCUACAGAAAGAUCCACUGUACCUCACUACUUUGUGGGAGACACCCGUCAUGGAGGAUGGAAAGAUGGAGCUGAGGGAUAUGGGAGAUCUGGAGAAGGAUGAAGGGAGCACAGAUGACAGUGGAGAGAGGAGUGAAGAGAAUAAGAAAGCCCAUGUUGCUAAAGGGGCUGAGCUACUGGAGAGGAGGCUUGCGGCACAGCAGCUGCUUGCCCAGGCCAGUGAGACUCUGGCCCAGUCUGUCGCUCUGAGUCUGCAGCUCAACCUGCCCACAGUUCUGUCCCAGGCAUGCACAGACAUGCUGGAGUGCCACGGCCUGUUUGACGUGACCGCCAGCGGACAGUACCUCGCCCUGCUCCAGAGCUGUUGCUGCUGUGUUGAGAUGGCUGAACUGCUGAACUUGGCCUGUUCUAACACCACCGAGUCUCGGCUCUCUGGCUUACUCCACUUACAAAGGAAGCUGGAGUCCACAUAUGGCCAGGUCCCCAGCACCCUUCUCUCAGAGCUACACCACUCCCUCAGCACCACCUCCAAGGCCUAUUCUCAUCUGACUAUAAACCCAAACCACUUGAACAUUCUGCCUGAGCUGCCUCCCAACCUGAAGAUCUUACUGCUGCAGCACUCGGAGAAUGGAUCAGAGCUCUACGGCGCUUUCUAUGAGAGACCCAAAGUAACAGAAGUUCAGAAAGGGAAGAAUGCACAGGCUGCAGGUACAUUAACCUGUACUAGAGUGGCUAAAGCCUCUGUUCGUCCAGCUGCCCUGCUCCAGCUCAGACAGAGAGUACGGGUCUUCAGACAACAAACCGGGCACGCUCUUGUGAGAGAGUCACAUCGUCAUAAUAACAUGGCAGACGGACAGUAUACACAGACGAUGAAUGACUCCGAAAGUAAGAUGGCCUCCUUGUUCGAUGCCAUAGUAGAGAAGAUGGAGGAAUAUCUGGAUCCUGUCCUUUCUCAGUUUGACUUCUCUUGCUUCAGACCGCACUCUCCAUCGAUAUCCAUCGCUGAGGCCGCCCGACCCAGAGACAAGGAGGAGAGAGCGGCCACAGAUAAAGCCCAGCCUGCGGGAUCUCCUGCCGAGCUGGGCGAGUAUGUGGUGUUGCUGGCUGACUGGAUGUUACUGGAGCUGCCAUUAGAAGCUCUUGCUUUCCUGCAGCAGACAGGCAUCAGCUCUGUGUCACGAGAUUUCUCCCUGCAGGUCCUUCAUUCACGACUACACAAACCAGUUGAAAGUGACCAGAGGAAGGACAGCAAAAGUGGAAAAGGAGCGAAGGGCAAAGGAGAUCAAAGCAGAUCCAUCAAAGUGGCACCGGUUAACCGCGUACUCCCCCCUCAUACUCUCCCAGUGGACACCCACAACUUCAAAUAUAUUGUUGAUCCACGCAAUGAAGCAGCAGAGCCCGGAUGGUGCGGUCCUGCAGAGAGAAUACAGAGAAUUUUGGAGACGUACGCACAGCCCUUCACAUCUCACUGGGAAGGAACUGUGGGCAGUGAACACAGGUUAGGAAUAUGUGUGCUUAUGUGCAGCCUUACAGAUGUGAUGCAUCUCAUGACAAACUGCAGUGCUUUCGUCUUCUCUGGUGCCGAGCCUCUCCUUUCAAAUAUUCCUCCAUCAAAACUGGCCCUCCUCAACCUGUCUGAGUGCCAAAUGGUCAUUCUGUUUGAACUGGUCCAGAAUGGCACCAGCAUGCUGUCCCAGUCCACAGAGGAUGUCCAGAACAGUUUGGCUCAGCUGGCUCUGAAGGCCUCUCUGCACACAGCAGGUUUGUUCAGUCUGAGUGGAGUUCACUCCAUCAUGCUAAACCAGUGGCCCUGCAGCGCCAGUACCAGUGCUCACAACAUGGACUCUGUCAUGGAGAAUCUUUUGAAAGUAGGACUUUCUUCAGGCCAGACUGUCCAUGCACUGCGAGCACAGAAUAAGCAAAAAGAUGAGAGAACUUUCGAAAAUAAAGUGGCUACCCCGGGAACAGGAGAGGGAGAGAGGAUGGAGACGCCGACCAUGAAGGUCAAUAAAAAGUUCAGCUCGUUGGUCUCCACCAACUCUCAGCUCCGCCAAGACAUCGAGACCAUGAGAGGAGAAAGGGACAAGUUCAUGCAAAUGCAUUGCAAACUAAAGAAGGAAUUAUGGGAAACCCAUCAGAAAAAGAGACAAGUCCUGGAGGAGGCCAGAGAGAACAUUCAUUCGAGGGAGGAGGCUCAAGCACGAAUAUCCCGAGCCUUUGACCAGCACUUCAAGGAUGAUGAGAAUUGCGUGAGUGAGAUUCAAGAGAUCUUCCGAGAACUGGGACACACGCAGAGAGAGGAACACUUUUUGGAGGAGAAGAACAAAGCUAGAGAACGUCAUGAGAAUUUCUAUCUCGCUGUGGAGAGGAGAGCGGCCAGGGAGCGGGAGCAGAGGGUGAACACACAGGUUCAGCUGAAUCAGUAUGAGGUUGCUGUGAAGAAGAUCAGUAACAUCAUAGAGAACAGAAGUCUGAACAAGCAGCCAGGGAGUGAGAGGAAGGGGAGGGGCUCCGAACCUCAGGCCAACACCCAAACAGAGUUCCCCCACCUGCUACAGGAGACGGGAGCAAGGAGGCGCUGUACUUUGGUGGGACCCAUAUUCAGGGAGGCAGUGGCUGGAUUUGGGGCAGAGGGAGGGGUGGAGCGGAGGGGGAGGAGGUUAACGGAGCGUCGACGGCGCUCCACCUUCAUGCAAGGCCUUUGGGAGGAGGAGCAAGACAGACUGAGAGAACUGGCCCACGUUGCCUUGGUACAGCAGAAAGCCCAGGAAGCUCCACCUGCUGGUUUUGAUGCCCAGAUCUUCUAUGAAACCUACAUGGAGAGAGAGGACCUAAACUUUGCACUCUUCAAUUAUGUAUCAGAGCAGAACAGACAGAUUGUGGACAUCAGCAAAGAGGUGGAUCAGCUCAAGAAGAUUAUCGAGCUACAGGAAAGGAGCGUGUCAGCAGAAGAGCGAUCGUAUCGGGACCAAAUUUGGGAGCUGGGUCAGAGCUGCCAGCGGGCCGCCCAAGUUUCCGAAGCUUUCCAAACAGCUGUGGGAAAGUACAGCCGGACCCUGAGCCUGGUCAAAGCAGGUGUGCUGGGUUUAGCCUCUCAGGCUGGUAUCGACCACAUCCCCUUAGAGACAGGUGGAGAGUGGACUGAUGACAGCGUUACCACAACGAUCCUCAGUUUGUUAGGACAAACAGAGCAACGUGUGACUGAACUCAUGACCAUCCGUUCUUUCCAAGUGUACCAGGGCAUGCACAGCUCUGGUGAGAAAAUAGAGUCCAUAUCUUCUAUACUGGGAAUAUCCAAACCAAUCAAGCUUCCAGAUAUUGAGUUUCAACCUCCUGGGGCCAGAUGCACUAUCUCUGACAACCUCAUAAUCAGUUAG
Chanos chanos (milkfish) is the source of this 9150-nucleotide messenger RNA. It is a transcript of the gene cfap46, whose product is annotated as cilia and flagella associated protein 46. Gene Ontology annotation, molecular function: protein binding. The transcript has 69 exons. Gene Ontology annotation, biological process: cilium movement involved in cell motility; axoneme assembly. Lineage: Eukaryota; Metazoa; Chordata; Actinopteri; Gonorynchiformes; Chanidae. The record is from RefSeq and is a predicted model, not a curated record. Bases 1 to 9150 code for a protein of 3049 amino acids.